UAAUAUAGCGGCAUCAACUGUCAAAUCGUUUUGACAAUUGAAGUGACACUUGGUGCACAAAUUGCUAAUAUUUAGCAACAGGAGCUAAGUUCCCAAAACGAAAGAGCGUUAAUUCUCACAAGAACUUCACAUACUCACCUUUGUUUAUUACUUCAAGAGUUGGUUUGAGUGUCGAUCGACCACCAGCGAACGCUCGCAGCAGCCGCCAGCCCGUGCUAGAGGGCGAAAGCCUUUCCGACCAUCCUUGUGCUGUUUUUGGUGCCUAGUGGGUGUAAAGUGUCAACAACCCCUUUUUGUUGUGCCGUGCUAGAAUAAACCCACAAGAUGCCUGCCCCCGCGCCGCCCGCCGAGCCGAAUGGCGCGCCGCGCAGCGAGCUCGAGCAGCUCCAAAUGCGCCAGGGACAAGUCACCGAUGAUUCAUUGGAGUCCACCCGGCGUAUGAUGCAACUAUGCGAGGAGAGUCACGAGGUGGGCAUGAAAACCCUGGUCAUGCUGGAUGAACAGGGCGAGCAAUUGGACAGGAUCGAGGAGGGCAUGGACCAGAUCAACGCGGACAUGCGCGAGGCGGAGAAGAAUCUAUCGGGCAUGGAGAAGUGCUGCGGGAUCUGCGUGCUGCCCUGCAACAAAGGAGCCUCGUUCAAGGAGGACGACGGCACGUGGAAGGGCAACGACGACGGCAAGGUGGUGAACAACCAGCCGCAACGGGUCAUGGACGAGCGCAAUGGCAUAGGUCCGCAGGCCGGCUACAUAGGCAGGAUAACAAACGACGCCCGAGAAGACGAGAUGGAAGAGAACAUGGGCCAGGUGAACACCAUGAUCGGUAACCUUCGCAACAUGGCGCUGGACAUGGGCUCCGAGCUGGAGAACCAGAACCGCCAGAUCGACCGCAUCAACCGCAAGGGCGAAUCGAACGAAACGAGGAUAACGCUGGCCAACCAGCGGGCGCACGAGCUCCUCAAGUAGACGGCGGCGGCACACCACACAACACACACGCGUCUCGUGGUCGCGGACUAGUAUAAAUAGCCAAACGUGUAAACAAACUUAGUCUUAGGUUACUUACACACUUGCGGAGGCAACCGCAGCAUGUUUCCACACUGUAACUUGGCGGUUAAAAGCGUACGCGCCAUUGCUUAAGUUGACUUUGCGGCCUGCCUCGGUUGCAUCCGCGAGUGCUGGAUAUGUUUCCAGUUCAAAUCGUUCUAGGUUAGUUAUUCAUUUGUAUUCGAUUUUGAUAAUGGAAAACUAAAUUGACACAUACCUAACCCUAAAAUAAACCAUAACCUUAAAAAACUACAAGAACUGGCGUGAAAUGUGUACUAAUCUGUCAAUGUUUUCGAAGACUACAAGAUUUUGAAGAAGAGUUACAUCUUUGGCUAUUUCUAUUGACAUAAUAUUAAUAUACUUUACGCGAGCUAAGUUCAUGUUGCGAAUAGGCGUAAACGUUAAUUUACAGAUAUACUACUAUUUUCCAUCGACUACACUAGUCAAGAAAUCGUAUCAAAAAAUAUAAAGUCUAAAACGUUACGAUUAGUAUUUAAAACGGGGUGAUUCGUGUCAUAUCCCGUUUUAAAUAAAUCAAGAAAAAUAUUCCAAAGGGGCAUUCCACAAAAGGUCUACUUUUGUCGGAGACGUGACGCGCAUGGCAGCUGCCUUUAAAGCUGCUUUAUCAAGCAAAGCUUUAUCAGAAGUUAGAACUAUUAUAGUUAAUAAUAGCGUCACGUACACCCUUUCUGGAAUGCCCCAAAACUGCAAAUUGCGUGUUUUAAACUACCGCCUUAUUCCUACUGAUGUAAAUUCUAGAAAUGGCUUAAAUUUGAAUUGACGAUACGCGUUUCUAACACGGAGCAAAGUAUCAGAAUCAUAUGAUGAGUACUUUGAACAGCUGUCAGUGAAGGCGAUAGAAAGACACUAGAAUUAAGUGAAAACCCGCCAAUUCGUGACACAAAACGCUCGCUUAGCCGUUGUCACUUUACACAAAUCCUCCAGGUUAGAUUAGAUUUACAAAGCGGCCAAUAUAAGUCGUAUUUAGUUCCACUAUUUUGAUACAUUAUUUGGCGGUAGUGUCAUUUUGUGAGGCUAUUUAAAUGUGGAUUUGGGACUAAAUGUGACUUGAUUUGUGUGAGGUGAUGAUGCGUAGUCGCUUUCUGUCCACCGGUUGCGGGUACUGUAACACUGAUAUUUGUAUUAAUAGAUAUUCUGAAAGCACAAAUAUGUUCAUAUUAGUCUUGUAAACGUAUACUCCAUUAUCUACAUAGUAAUGUUGAAUCUUACGCACUUGAGGUUCUAGCAGUGAUCACUAUGAGGGCCGAAUUUUAUUUUUUGUAGUUUUUUUUGUAAAUAGCUGCUGUCACCAUAUCAAUAACAUUAUCUCUACUGACAGUAGCGGACUAACUGACAGAUACAAUAUGUAGUAGAGAACCUCCAUUGAUUUUAAUUAGUCUUCUUCGCAUUUAAAUAAGUGGUGCUUUAUUUUAUCUGUAGUAUAAUUUACGGUUUUAUCCGACUAUGUACUACCGAGCAGUCCCGCAACCGGUCUUAGAUAUAACUUCGAUAUUUAUAAUAGUAUCUUUAAAUGUGGAUACCUAAUUACCUACAUUUACCCAAAUGUAAAAUUGUUAAGAUCUAAUUAUGUGUACUACAAUGCUUGGGCAUUCUACUGUGUUAAGUGAACACUGUAUUUUAACUCUCAUUUUAUACGUUUAGUUUUCUAUCGCUGUACUACUAUCGCUCAAGAACUAUCUUACAUAUCCUAAAAACUUUCUUUUUUACACUCUGACAUGUACUAACUUUUUGAAUCUUGAUUUUGAUACUUCAAAAAAAUAUACAACAUUUGAAUCGUAUGAUAAUGAUCUUUGGUGCUCAUUUUAUACAGUAGAUCUGUGUGCUGAAAGAGAAUUAUCAUAUAUUCAUAAAUAUAAUCUUAAUCUCGUAUAACAAUUACAACAUAUAAUAUACCUACUUAGUAAGAGGCGUUGAAAGUUAUUAUUUUGAGAUAAUGCAUUUACCUGUUGUUAACAAAUAUCAUAGAGCUAAUGUUACUGUUAGGAAUAUGCUCGACGCUUACAAUUGAAGUGUUUCAAUCACUACUUAUUAAAAUGAUUUCUGUAAUACAGAACUAUUGUUACUUUUGACACUGUUUAAUGAUAACUCGAUAUAUUUUCUUGUUAGAAGAGGACGUGUAAAUGGCAAUAAUGUAUGGAAGGCUUGGUUUGAUAUGUGAUAAUAGGUUGAAUUAAGGAAUCAGUAUUUAGCCACGUUUCUUAUAAACUUUUAUGGAUCUGAUGCGUAUCAGAUUCUUUUUAUAAUUUCAUAGGAGCAUUUAUGUAAUUUUAAAAUAUUUUAGAUCCAUCUAUUUUUCGUAGUAUCAGUAUACACGGAGCCAACUAUCAGACGUCAGUAGAAGCUUAAUGGACAUAUCCUUGUGAGAUGACAUAUCUGCUUCUAUGGAAUUCGGCCAGUCAGUCGAUGUACUAAAUCUAAUAUUAGCCAACUAUUAUAACUACGUAGUAAAUUACUCUAUUAAUUAUUUUCUAUUUAUUUUAUGAUUAAAUAAAAACAUUUUAAUUUCUAAAAUGAUUUUGUUAUUUUCCUUUACAAUUAUUCUUUAGUAUCUUACUGUCCUAUUGGUAGGCGGGAUGUUAGAAGUAAAAGGGAUGUUGAUAUCUCAAUAUACUUUAAGUACCUACUGUCGAAUAUAAUUUAUUAUUUUUAAGUAGAGCGGCAGAACAAUUAAGUUGAAUCACGCUCUUAAUAUUUUUGAUGAAAUUAUUUAGUAAUUUUUUAAAUCCAAGAAUAAGUCAAUGUAUAAGCACGUUUCGAAGUGCAUUCAAAAUGCAUACAUAUAAAAUGUCGCAGACGUUUUUCUCUCAAAAUAAUUGUGACUAUAUAUAUAUAUAUAUAUUUCAUAAAAGUAAGGACCAACCAAAGUGAAUUUUGACAAGACGUGAUGCCAUGAGUCAGCCCGCUCCUGACUUGGCAGUACGACAUCAGUAUUCUUACGUGCUUGGCGCGGAUGCGUGGGUCCGUUCCGCUUUCGUACAUCUGCGCCAAUCGGGAAGAAACACUGCGUACAUACCGAUACCAUACCGCCAAAGUCAUUAAAGCGCAUUAUACUAUCAUACAUUUUUCUGCGUCAAGUACUUUUAAAUGUUUUUCCGUAUACGUCAUACCGCGCCUCAAAGUUUACAGACAAACUCUAAAUGCGUUCCAUAACCACGAGACGCCAACACAUGAACACACACAUGCAAACACAACAUCGACACGUCGGUGCUGACUGGCGAGAGCAACGAAACGCGCAUAGCGGUCGCGAACCAGCGGGCAAACAAGCUCCUCAAAUCUUAAGCGGCGUUAGAAUACCCGUAAAAUGACGCUUCGACAACUGUAGAUGUAAGUAUAUGUCAUUAUAAAUCCGAUACAAUGUGCCUGAAGGAAUCGUUUGGAUAGAUGCGUAAAUGUUCAGACGGAAUGUGUUUGUUCCCAAAGUGUUUACUAGAAUUGAACUGCAUAAAUAAACUUGAUGAGUCAGAUUUUGUUCUUUUUGGUAGUUUAGUAUUUAAGAAUCGUAUUGCAUGUAUCGAGCUGGUAAAUAUUUGGGGAACAAGCAAUUUGUGUAAAUAACUUGCAACAUAAAAGUGAAGAUAUAGUAAUUUUGCAUUUUAAUUAUGAGAUAGACAGAACGUAAAUAAGUGGUUGAAUAGUGGGUUGUGCAAACUGAUUUAGUCUUAAAUAUGCGAUAAAAUUGUUACAAGGGUAUACAACUAAUAAAGUAAUGUUGCAUUGUAAUAAGCAUAUAUCGGUUACUAAACGAUAAUAAAAGGCGUAAAGAAGAAUGAAAUGCUCGAAGCAAAUAAUUAUUUAUUUAAUUAGUAUUGAAGUAUGAUCCUGAGUCUGUAAUGCGUAGCUGGAUUGUAGAUAUGUAUCAGGGGUUUUAUCCUCAUGCAAUAAAUAACAUUAACACCAAUUUCAAUAUCUUCCUGCAAAGUUGUUCGAAGCGUCAUUUUAAUGUUCAAUACAAUUAUCUACUUAUAUUUUAUCAUUAAACGCGAAGUCGAUUCGUAUUCGUAUAAUUACUGCAAUGCAAUAAUUUUUCGUAAUAACUUUAAAUAGUAGGAAAUUUACAGUACAAUGCAAUUUGACUGCUGGAUAAUCGUUCCUAGUCUCCGCCUAGUCGGAUGUUAGAUGUUCCCACUGGCUUACCUAGUGACAAUUAAUCACCUACUCCAAAUCCAUACGCAGGUUUUUGGAAGGUGUUCUAAUGAUUAUAUCGCCUAAGAUAACAGAUUUUCAAUAAAUCAAUCUCAGGUUUCCUCUUUGCAUAAGGGGAGACACAUUCACAAAAGAUUGCUACAGGACUUGUAGCAACAUUUGUUAUUGAUAGCUAAGUUUUAAAAUUGUAAUGUUUUUUAUUAUAACUUUUAUCACUUUUGAACAUUUGCCCGACUGUUAAAUUAAAUGUUCUGUUAAAUUAAAUCGUAUUUCCAUUAAAUCUCGAGGUUGUUUUAUGCGAUAUAUGCACACCCAUUUUAAAUCAGAUAAUCUAAUGACCGUAUAUUAUUUUACGCGGUAAAUCCAGCCCGCGGACAUGUCCCCUACAUUCCGUGAUCGCAUGCGUUCAACGCUGCGUCUAUCGUAGUGUUGGUUAAGACUCAAGUCCGUUGAGUCCUCUGCUUUAAGACUCGACUCAAUUUCAGACUGAGUCCUUAUCGAGACCUAAGUCUUUUGUCAAAGAGAAUUCCCUAAUUAUGUACAAAAGUUUUCUAAAAGGCAAGGUCUCCACGUUAAAUUCAUGGGUGUCGAUUUUCCUUUGGUUUAUUCGUAGAUAAAACAUAUACAAUUAUUGACGAAGUCUUUAUUCGAAAAUUCGAGUCCUUUUAAGUUGCACUUAAUAAACACAAUAAAGGACACGACUCGGGACUUAAAAACCUCGAAAGUGUUUUAAGCGAAGAGUCGCGUAAUAACGACUGGAGUCCUCAAAUUUAGACGAGUUUUUACCAACUCUAGUCUAUCGCAUAAAACAACCGUACUCUUAAAAUAUAAGGCAGUUCGAUUGACGCCAUAUCAUGAAUUGGCAGGAUUUAACACCUUAUAAAUACGUCUAAGGUUAGACCGAAGGUGUUUUUUAAUAUCAAUGUUUUGAGCAAACCAUACCUUCAGAUCAUAUUUACGCUAUAUAUUUUAAUAUAUAGACCUGUAUUAUUUGCCAUAUAAUGAUAUACCUACUACAAUAAUGUGCCAAAAUAUCACAUGUUUAUUUACCUACCAAACUUAAACUUCUGUCAAAAAUCAGCAGUGAAAGAGCAAUGAAGAUUACGACCAUAAACAAUAUUUUUAGAAAGUUAUUUUUACGCACUUCACCGUUAUGUGUACUUUAUAUUUAAUGGCACAAAUGUUUUUCAAUCAAAUGGUACAUCAUUCAACGGGUGAUUUCAUGUAUCUUAAUUAUACGUACUAAAUAACACCUAGCUAGACCGAGGCGAAUCGGUUCAGACUAAAAACAUUGUUAAUAUUUAAAAUAUUGAUUAUGACUCGCACCAUAGGCUAACAGAAGACAUGUCCAGCGCUAUUUUACUGCACUCAUAUCAAUGCAAUAUUUCAAAUAUCAACGGAUUUUUCAUCUUGAUCCGAUUCGCCUCGGUCUACUCUACAUGACCACUUUAUGUAUGAAUUCCACUCAUAUUGUAUGUAUGCAAUGUUGCAGCUCGCUGUACUUUGGUAUCUGUGUAAAAUAAAAUAUUUUUCACCACACCAACUGGUAAAGGCCCUCAUGACUCAAAAACUAAUGAGAAAGUUGAAUUUUGUCCACAUGUCCGCCAAGUAAUUAAAUGCAAAUUUUGAGUUGUUUCCUAUGUUAGCUAGUAGAAUUUACUUUUAAAUGAUGAUUUUGAAUAUAUUUUUUUUACUACGUUCAUUUUGAUUUGAUUUGAUAGUUUUCACGCGUUGGUGCUGUGAAAAAUUUUGUGUUUCAUUCGGAGGCAAAGUUUCUUUAACCCUCGUGCCUUAAAACCCUCGCAACGCUCAAGUUUCCACUUUUUGAAUCACUCGCUACGCUCGUGGUUCAAUUUUGGCAUCUUUCGCUUGCUCGGGUAUCAAUAUUAGCACAAGCGGUUGAACAACAACAUUGCCCCCAUGUAAAACAAUUAACUAUGAAAAAAUGUGAUCGAACUCCCUCUAAGCAUCUUUCCAUGGGAAUUGACGCAAUUCUAAUUUCGUAUUAAACUUACGUGAUAUAUUUAAUUAGUAUUUCGGUAUAGAUUUGCUAGCUAGCGCCUGUGCAUUUAUUAAUAUGUUUGUUAAAUCGAUACGCUGCUUUUCCCUCAUUAAGGUAACCCAAUUAUUUAAUAGAUUAAGAUAAUGGUGCCUGUAUUAAUUCUUUAUUAAUUAUUAUUGUAGUAAUUUGUUUAGAUAUUAUUACGUUUAGUAUUUAAAAUAAGAUCCCAUCCCACAUCGAAAGUAAUUCUUUAGGUAUAAUUUUGAUGCCAGGACCUAUAUUCUAGAGAACGAUGGACGGGUAGAUAAUCAUUGUUGUUCAUUGCUUCCUUUACUGAUACCUACAGUAUUUAUCGCACAAACGAUCAAUAAAGCCUCGAAUUCAAUAGGGAACAGAUGUCCUACGAAAAUGAGGAAAGUAGUGCGAUAUGAUCGGUAACGCAUUCAGUUCCAAGGAACGAUGUAUUGUGCAACUUUGCCAGAUCAUGGCAUUUGACUAUGGAGGGUAGAGGUAAGGAGAGCAAUCUAUAUGUAUGAAAAGUGUCCAUCAAAAAACCUUAAAUAGGUGGCGCCACAAUACAUCGACCAAUUUGUUUGACUUUGAUCAAAAAAUUCUUAUCACUGACAGCGUACUUCACUCCGUCAAUGACGUCUAAGGUCAUAUCAUGUCAGCUAGCUGCCAGCUGGUCACUUUUUCAACAGUUUUCCCAUAAGAGAUUAUUCUCCUUACCCUCCAUACUUUUGCUAAUUUGACGUCGUGAUUUGUCCUCUAAAAAAUGUACAGUUUCAUAAUAUCAACAACUAUCCGUCACGUUUUAAACUUGUAAUGUGAUUAAAACAUACAAAUAUUUUACGAAUAGUUGAGCAUUUAAAACUUUAUCAAAUUACUUAAAGUAUAUUGUUAUAACUAUAACGUGUACCGGCCUUAGGAGAUAGUGUAUCAUAGGUAUGUUAAAGGCAAGGCUUGACAAAAUAUACUCGUGUACCAGAUAGCGAUAAGAGUUUUCGAAAUUUUCUCUAUGUCUUUUUCUCUCAAUAAUGUUAGUUAUAAGUGUACUUCGUGCGUCCGGCCGUGUUGCCGUCUUCUAUCCGAUUACUUAUUAAUUAAUUCAAAAUGGCGUCUUAAACUCUUCGCUUAUUUCAUCUCAUAGAGCAGAGGCGUCUAAAGUCCGCGCGGAUCCAGGUGCGCAUUUCUCGAACGUAUUAGUCUAAUAUUAUUAGUGUGUUGCCCUGGUAAUUCUAUACUUCACAGUUCGUGGACUAAUAAUGUUAGCCCGAGAAAUGGGUGGCCGUGGCCCUGGAGUCAAAAACUUUGGAGACCCCUGUCAUAGGGCGUCCGCUAGCUGGCGCGGUUGCACGAAACGGGUGAACGGCGCGACGGAUUUUACCUACAAAGUCUCCCGCGCCAGCUAGCGGAUGACCGUAGAGUAUAAAGCGAACCCCCCUGAAAAUAAUUACAAUAGCAAUAUAUUAUAAGAGGGACGCUUGCAACUAUAAGGUUAUAUAUAAACGAAGCUUUUGGGACGACAUUUGGAAUACCAAUGUUAAGUAAUCGGUUUAUAAGUACAGUCAAUGUCAUUAAUAUGUGAGCAAAUAUCGGUGCAAAUAUAUCCAAGCUUAUGUUGCUGACAGCAGCAGUACCAAUAGCAUGAUUGCUUUUAUGUCUUCCUAAUAAAAUUCCAGAAAUUUUCGUUUUAUUUUUAAAUUUGGAACCUUGACAAGUAAAUUUUAUAAGUCUCGGGAGUCGGGAGAUUAUAAUAGCCGACAAAUUAUUUGUCAAUCUCGAACAUACCAUCCUCGCACUUUUCGGACCUGGGGACGUAGCCAAGAUGGCAAUCGUUUGCACUAUAACAACGAAACGCUAUCUGUCUCUCUAUCUCACUUAUAUGAACGAGUGAUAGAGAUAAAUAGCGUGUCGUUGUCGUAGUGUAAACGAUUGUCAUCUUGGCUAAGCCCUCUGUCCAUUCGUAAUCCUUAUUGCAAAAAAAUAUGGUCAACUAAUGGUCAGCCAAAUGUGUUGCUUCACUGCCAACGUUUUCGCAACGCUACGCUCAUAGCCGUUCCCAGCGGUUUCCCGCUUUGUAGAGGAAAGCGGAUACGAAAAGAGAACCCGCCAAGCGAGUGUCCGGCAAUCAAAUAUACUUGUUAAUGUGAAACGAAUAAUCAUUUCAGACUUAAAACCCUUUGUCUCUGUGCUAGUCUGAACUUUUACAGCGUGGCUUACGUGGGCGAUGACUUCGCUUCGCGUCCGCGAGUUAUUCGCUCAGGUAAGACACUGCCUUAUCAUCGGGGAUAGUGUAAUACCGUGUAAGCGCCAAGUAACAAAUGCAGUAAGGUCCAAUAUCCUUGUAAAUUGUUUAAAUUUCGAACUCUUUCGAUUUCUUAGUUGCGCGGUUUGCACUAUUUCUGAUGUCGUGUCAUAUAAUUGUGACGUACAGGUAUCUUAUGGCGGUCGGCGCCUACGCUGUUUUUAACGAUGCUCCAAUACUAAUGCGGUGUACGCGACGUAAGCGCCAACCGUCAUAAGGUACCUUUUCCCAUGAAACGUACGUAUUUCGAUAUUUUUGUACCGAUUUUCUCUCUUGUGUAAAUAACCUCGACUGCACACAUAUUUUAAUGAUAACCUAAAUAUUUUAUGAUGUAUUUGUCGGCUCAGACCUAGACCUGUGUUUGUAAUGGCUACUCGUUUUAUCCAAUGUGUAUACAUUUACCGCCUGCAUAAACUGUAGGUUUUUAAUAUGCCUAAAAUAUCGACUAGGUAACUAGAUAAAAUAUAUUUUCUUUAAGAAUAGAAUAACAUAACGGAUAGUAUAAAAAUGUUAAUUUCUAAUUACAUUAUUUAUUUGUUAAAGUA
Cydia pomonella (codling moth) is the source of this 10060-nucleotide messenger RNA. RefSeq names its product synaptosomal-associated protein 25-like. Bases 325 to 963 code for a protein of 212 amino acids. Gene Ontology annotation, biological process: synaptic vesicle fusion to presynaptic active zone membrane; synaptic vesicle priming; exocytosis. Gene Ontology annotation, cellular component: SNARE complex; plasma membrane. Gene Ontology annotation, molecular function: SNAP receptor activity; syntaxin binding. The record is from RefSeq and is a predicted model, not a curated record. The transcript is spliced from 10 exons. NCBI's taxonomy places the organism in Eukaryota, Metazoa, Arthropoda, Insecta, Lepidoptera, Tortricidae.